CACUCCAUUAUCCAGAAAUAUAAUCAUUAUAUAUAACAGAAAAUACAGACAUGAGGACUUUGGCCUUCACAGUUUCUUGUCUGCUGUUGGCGUCCCUUUUGCUUGGAACUUUAGCUGAGCAAUGUAGAAGCCAAGCUGAUGGUGCCUGCCCAGGAGGCUGCCAACGCCAAUGUGGCGGUGGAGUUGGCUUCGGAGACAUUGGUAGUAUCAUCUCAAAAUCAACGUUUGAGGAGUUUCUCAAACAUAGAAAUAAUGGUGCUUGCCCUGCCAAUGGAUUCUAUACCUAUGAGGCUUUUAUCACAGCAGCCAACGAUUUUCCUGCCUUCGGCAGCACCGGAGAUGGUGAUACGCGUAAAAGGGAGAUUGCCGCAUUCUUUGGCCAGACAUCUCAUGAAACUACAGGAGGGUGGCCAACUGCACCCGAUGGACCAUAUGCUUGGGGAUAUUGUUUUAAGGAGGAAAUAAAUAAACAGGAUUACUGUUCUCCAAGUACCGAUUAUCCUUGUGCUCCUGGCAAGCAGUAUUACGGUAGAGGUCCCAUCCAACUUACGUGGAAUUAUAAUUAUGGUCAGUGUGGGCGUGCCUUAGGAUUAGACCUAUUGAAUAAUCCAGAUCUCGUGGCGACAGAUGCAGUCAUUUCCUUCAAGGCAGCAAUUUGGUUCUGGAUGACACCACAACCUCCAAAGCCCUCUUGCCACGACGUCAUUACAGGACAAUGGUCACCGUCCAACGAUGAUAUUUCAGCCGGCAGACUUCCAGGUUAUGGUGUAGUAACAAAUAUUAUCAAUGGUGGCCUUGAAUGCGGUAUUGGCCAAGAUACUAGGGUUGAAAAUCGUAUCGGAUUCUACAAGAGAUACUGUGAUAUAUUUGGAAUUGGCUAUGGUGACAAUCUUGACUGCUACAUUCAAAAGCCAUUUGGAAAUGGGCUUAGGGACUUGGUAGAUGCAAUAUAAUUAAUUUACAUGUUACACUAUUUCCUUUGAUGGAUGCAAAGGAAGGAAUAAAUAAAUAAAUAAACAUCUGCUUUUGACUUUUGUAA
Messenger RNA from Hevea brasiliensis (rubber tree), 1039 nucleotides. Its product is annotated as endochitinase. The transcript has 3 exons. Gene Ontology annotation, biological process: chitin catabolic process; cell wall macromolecule catabolic process; carbohydrate metabolic process. Lineage: Eukaryota; Viridiplantae; Streptophyta; Magnoliopsida; Malpighiales; Euphorbiaceae. The coding region runs from base 51 to 953 and encodes 300 amino acids. The record is from RefSeq and is a predicted model, not a curated record. Gene Ontology annotation, molecular function: chitinase activity.